UCAGCCAGUUCUUAACGGUAACUGCAGCUGUAACUGUGUCUAUGACAUAGUACGUGAACUUUAGUAUAUAUAAAACGGUGUAAUUUUUCACACAAAUAGCAAUAUGGGAUUUUUUUCGAAUAAUUUAUUUUGUCCCAUUGUUCUAUGGCAUGCCAGGUUUGGCAUAAAAUAUUUUGGCAUAAUAGGUCUUAGGCAUAAUUGAUUUUUAGCGUACGGGUAAAUGUGGCAUAAUUAACUUUUAGGUUAGGUUACUUAUGUUUCAAAUAGAUGCAGAAACCUUUAUGUGUAAAAACGUCACGCUCAAAAUUCAUUAUCAUAAUACAGUUUCGUAAAGUCAUCGCAUCGGAAACAGACAUAGUGAUUAUAUAGAUACUAAUACAUCGAUAUUUUAACAACACAUCUAUAAUUUAAUGUUAGUGCUAAUUAUAUUUAAUAGAAGGCCAAAGGUUAUUAAUUGAAAAGGGCGGGGUAAAGAUGAAAUAAAAACUUUAUGUUAGUGGACUGUAAAAUCAAAGUGAUUUAAAAUGCUGAUAGCUGGUCUGCUGCUGAGCUACACUGGGUUCAAGGUGAGGGCGGACGCCAGCACCGCGUUCCUCCGCGCGGCGCGAGCUGGUCAGAUUGAGAAGAUCAUCAAUCUUCUAGAGCAAGGAGUCGACAUCAAUGUUAGCAAUGCUAAUGGCCUGAACGCGAUCCACCUGGCCUCCAAGGACGGUCACGUGGAGGUUGUGAGAGAACUCCUGGACAAAGGAGCAGCCAUCGACGCUGCCACGAAGAAGGGUAACACAGCGCUGCACAUCGCCUCGUUGGCUGGACAAGAGACAGUUGUCAAAUUACUGGUCCAAAAUGGAGCACAAGUUAACAUCCAGUCCCAGAACGGCUUCACCCCAUUGUACAUGGCGGCGCAGGAGAACCACGACGGGGUGGUCAAGUUCCUCCUCGCUAAUGGGGCCAACCAGAGCCUGGCCACUGAGGAUGGAUUUACCCCCCUGGCGGUGGCCAUGCAGCAAGGUCACGAGAAAGUGGUGGCUGUUCUGUUAGAAGCUGACACUAGAGGCAGGGUCCGCUUGCCCGCCCUCCACAUAGCUGCGAAGAAAGAUGAUGUCAAGGCUGCUAACCUAUUGCUUGAAAACGAACACAACCCCGACGUCACGUCCAAGUCAGGGUUCACGCCUCUUCACAUCGCAGCUCACUACGGCAACGAAGCAGUCGCCAGGCUGCUCUUGGCCAAAGGAGCUGACGUGAACUGUGCUGCGAAACAUAACAUCUGCCCGCUACACGUCGCUGCUAAAUGGGGCAAAGACAACAUGGUGACCCUGCUAUGCGACAACGGAGCUAACGUGGAAGCUAGGACCCGGGACGGUCUGACUCCCCUGCACUGCGCUGCUAGGUCCGGGCACGAGAGAGUGGUGGAAGCCUUGCUGGACCGGGGCGCGCCCAUCACUAGCAAGAGCAAGAACGGCCUGGCGCCCUUACAUAUGGCGGCUCAAGGCGACCACGCUGAGGCUGCUCGCGUGCUGCUAGCACGACGCGCGCCGGUCGAUGACGUCACUGUCGACUAUCUCACUGCUUUGCAUGUAGCUGCACAUUGCGGCCAUGCUAAAGUAGCUAAACUGCUUCUGGACAGGAACGCUGACGCUAACGCACGUGCACUGAACGGUUUCACUCCCCUCCACAUUGCGUGCAAGAAGAACAGGAUCAAGGUUGUUGAACUGCUGCUCAAAUAUGGAGCCAGUAUCCAAGCGACAACCGAAUCAGGACUGACCCCACUCCAUGUGGCAGCAUUCAUGGGCUGCAUGAACAUCGUUAUAUACCUACUGCAACACGAGGCCAACCCUGAUGUACCUACAGUUAGGGGAGAGACUCCCUUGCAUCUGGCUGCUAGAGCUAACCAGACGGAUAUAAUCCGCAUCUUGCUUCGAAACGGCGCAGCAGUGGAAGCUAAAGCUAGAGAGAGACAGACACCUCUACACAUCGCCUCUCGUCUUGGAAAUGUUGAUAUCGCUGUCCUGCUCUUGCAGCACGGUGCUGACGUCAGAGCUAUGACUGCUGAUCAUUAUAAUCCAUUGCAUAUUGCUGCUAAACAGCAUAAUCAUGAUGUCGCAGCUGCCCUGAUUGAACACAACGCUCCAUUGACCGCCACUACAAAGAAAGGAUUCACAGCAUUGCACCUCGCCGCUAAAUAUGGAAAUCUUAAGGUGGCAAACCUACUCCUCGCUCAUGGAGCGUCCCCAGACCAAGCCGGGAAGAACGGCAUGACGCCUCUGCACAUUGCAGCUCAGUACGACCAGCAAGCGGUUGCUACGACGUUGAUGGAGAAAGGGGCUGAUGCUAAGGCUGUAGCCAAGAAUGGACAUACUCCACUGCACAUAGCGUCUCGUAAGAAUCAGAUGGAGACCGCCGCUACUCUGUUAGAGUAUGGUGCUCUAACCAACGCGGAGUCGAAAGCUGGAUUUACACCGCUGCAUCUAGCUGCUCAGCAGGGCCACGCGGAAAUGUGCUCGUUGCUCCUGGAACAUGGAGCUGAAGUGGACCAGCAAGCUAAGAAUGGCUUGGCAGCACUUCAUUUAGCUGCCCAAGAAGACAGGGUGCCUGUCGCCCAGUUGCUUACGAAGAACGGAGCUCAGGUGGACAUUUGCACCAAGGGUGGUUACACACCCCUGCAUAUCGCCAGCCACUACGGGCAGGCCAAUAUGGUGAGGUACCUGCUCGAGAAUGGUGCUUCUGUCAAAGCGCAGACUAAUCAUGGGUACACUGCACUACAUCACGCCGCGCAACAAGGACAUAUUAACAUUGUCAACAUACUUCUUGAGCAUAAGUCUGAUGCAAAUGCUACUACAACGAAUGGCCAAACCCCGCUGGACAUUGCAUCCAAACUUGGCUACGUAACUGUCAUGGAGACCCUGAAAGAAGUAUCAGAACCUUCAGCCACUCCAGUUUCCCAGGAGAAGUAUAAAGUAGUGGCUCCUGAGACCAUGCUGGAGACCUUUAUGUCAGAUUCUGAAGAAGAGGGAGGUGAAGACACCAUCCUCAACGACCAGCCGUACCGGUACCUGACAGCGGAUGAUAUGAAGUCUCUGGGAGAUGACUCUCUGCCCAUCGACGUGACCAAAGACGAGAGAACUGAGUCCGCCAUGAGCCACAAGAACAUCAUGGAGAUGUCUCAAGGCUCAAUGAACGGGAUGCCGUACCAGCCUCAGCAAGAGGUGGUUGUGAAGAGCAUCAGUCGGUACAGCACGGCCCAAGCUCCAGAGGGUUACUGCUACAAUGUGGACCCUACUCAGCCCAAGAAAAAACUGCAAUGGAAAAAUUUCCUCGUAUCUUUCCUGGUGGAUGCGAGGGGAGGCGCCCUGCGUGGUUGUCGCGGGGGCGGAGUCCGGGUCAUUGUGCCUCCCUUGUCUGCUCAACAACCUACUAGGAUCACUUGCCGAUACCUAAAACCAUCACGGAUCAACCACAUGCCUCCUUUGAUGGAAGGCGAAGCUUUGGCUUCAAGGGUGCUUGAAAUGGGACCAGUGUCUGCCAAGUUCCUUGGCCCCGUAAUCCUGGAAGUGCCCCACUACGCGUCACUCCGUGGCAAAGAGCGAGAGAUUGUCAUCUUACGCUCUGACAAUGGUACCAGUUGGCGGGAACAUAACGCUGACGCCACGGAUGAUGUGGUCCAGGAUAUAUUACAUGAAACUCUCGAAAUUGAAGACACUAACGAAGAAGACAAAGGCUGGGACGCGCCGCGUGUCACUAGGAUCCUCACGCAUGACUUUCCUCAGUACUUCGCCGUCAUAUCUCGCAUCCGCCAAGAAGUGCACGCCAUUGGACCCGAAGGUGGAAUGGUGUCAAGCUCUGUGGUGCCUCAAGUACAAGCCGUAUUCCCCCAGGGUGCCCUUACCAAGAAGAUCAAAGUCGGUCUCCAGGCCCAAAUAAUAGAUUCAGAACUUACGGCAAAAUUGCUGGGUCGUGGCGUAGCCGUAUCUCCAGUAGUAACAGUAGAACCUCGAAGAAGAAAGUUCCAUAAGGCGAUAACCUUGAGUAUGCCAGCACCAAGACCUCACACUCAAGGAAUGACAAACCAGUACAGCACAUCAUCAGCUCCAACUUUAAGACUUCUUUGCUCCAUAUCAGGGGUAUUUCGCAAACGAUCUCUCGAAGGAGGAACAAACCGAGCUCAUUGGGAAGAUGUUACGGAGAAUACACCUCUAACGUUCGUGAAUGACUGCGUUUCGUUCACGACUACUGUCUCUGCUAGAUAUUGGCUGAUUGAUUGCCGACAUAUCGAAGAUGCUACUAAGAUGGCCACUGAGCUUUACAGGGAAGCAAUCCAUGUACCGUUCAUGUCCCGUUUCGUGGUUUACGCCAAACGCACGGACGAGUAUCAAGCGCAAUUGAGGAUGUUCUGCGUCACUGAUGAUAAGGAGGACAAGGCUUUAGAGAGGAUCGAGAGGUUUAUUCAGGUCGCCAAGAGUCGGGACGUGGAGGUCCAUGAAGGCAAGCACAUAUACUUGGAGUUCGGAGGCAACCUGGUCCCCAUUGCAAAGUCCGGGGAACAACUAUCCAUUCCAUUCAGGGCGUUCCGGGAGAACCGUAUGGCCUUCCCCGUGAUGAUCAAGACUCAAGAUUUGGAGCCGAUGUGCAGGUGCCAGUUCAUGAGAGACCCGAAGGUGCCUAAGGGAGAACCGUCACCAGCACCGAUCGCAGUCCUCAACAUAAUGGUGCCUGAUGAUUCCAAUGGAGAGAGAACAAGUCCCAUCCCAAGCGACACGUUGCCAAGGCGCACGGCCGAACAAGAACUAGUAUGGAGACAGCGUCUCAGUGAUCCAAGGUUGGAAGAUAUUUGCAACCUCCUCGGUAAAGACUGGGUGGCGUUGGCGUAUGAAUUAGGAGUGAGCGUGGCAACCGUGAACCAGAUCCAAGCCAAGCGGAUCACCGCAGCGGAGCAAGCCCAGCUCAUGCUAAAGCUGUGGAAAACGCAAUCUGGCACCAAAGCGCUAGAUAAUUCUCUCGAGUUAGCGCUUUGUCGCAUUGGCAGAGACGAUAUCAUCGCACCGCAAUCAGAGGAUAUUAACGAGCGUCGAAUUCAACGAAACAUUUACCAAGAGAGACAAGCAUCUGAGGAAAUCGAAGCGUAUAAAGCUGAAGAAGACAAUAAGUUAAAGGAUAAACUUUACGAUGAAAAUGGAAUACCUGAACAUAGAGAUCUAGAACAUGAUCAGGAUGAAGCGAAAUAUUCUCCUGAAGAAAAGUCGAUUGUUGAUAAGAGUGAAUUAGAACGAACCCCUACUCCAAGCGAAGAUAGUGAAGAAGAUGAAGAUUUCAAACGUAGUGUAGCUGAAAGAAAAGAACAAAUAACGAGAAAGUUAACAUCCAGCAAAAUUCCAGCCUCUAAACAAAAGAAAGAGAUAAGAGAAGAAAUAAUUGAAAUUAAGACACAAAUUAAACCAGAUAUCAAGAAAUUCCAUGACAUUGAACAACAGGUUGUAAAGGAACCCAAAUUAGAGCGAACACGUUCAAAAUCAUCCCCAGAAAGUGCUGACGAAGAAAAAGAAAUUGAAGUACACAUGGAACAAGUAGUAGAAGUGAAGAAAGAAGAAGCUAAGACUGUUGAGCGACCUGUAGAACAAUUUAGAAAGUUUGACCCAUCAUCCCCAGCUAAACCAACGCCUAAACACUUGCAAAGGCAUAUGAGAAACGAAUCGAUGAGGUUCCCUUCUGGUGACUUUUCUAAUGUUACUAUCACACCUCGUAAAUCAGUAACAGCUGAAACGACAGAGAUUAAACAAGUUACGGAAACUAAAGUUGAAACUUUCACAAAAGGUGCUAUAUCACAAAAAGAAAUAGUAACUUCCAGGGUGGAAGAAAAGCUAGAUGAUGGCGAAAAAUCACCCGAUUUAGUAACUGAAGAUGACAAAGAUAUCGCUGAGGCUACCCUAAAAGCCAAAAUAAGUACAUUUGAAUCUAAAAUUAUAAAGGAACCGUCUAUAGAUCUACCUAAAACAGCGGUGAAAUUGACUAAAGAAGCCUUAAAGAAACAUACAAUGGAACAAGAACACGGAAUCGAAUAUACACAAGAAUUUGUCCGAGAACAGUCUAAGCAAAUAUCUAGUAUGGAAUCUCAUGAAAAAAUCGUUCAUAAAGUGACAAUAGAAUCAGAAAAACAAGCUGAAACUGUUAAAUCUGUCAAAGAAACGAUACAACACUUUGAUUCCAAAAUCAAACACGAUGAAAAAACCAAACAAUUUCCGAAAACGAUGAGAACGGACUCCACUUUAGUACAAGUAUCAUCUGAGGAGGAUAGCGAGUUUUUAAAGAAAUCUACUGACUCGGAAACUGAAACAGAGUCACAUACUAUAACGAAAUUAGAAAAAACCGAACAAAUGAAGAAAAAGUCAGGUAAAGAUUUCGAGAUCAAACCAGAUUUGAAAGAUUUUAAGCCUAAAUCAGAUGCGAAAAAAAUGGACAAAAAAACAGAUUCCGACGACGGAAAAAAUGGCCAAGGUGUUGCAGUUAAAGUACAAAAAUUAGAGAAACAAAUGACUGAAGAGCUUAGGUCUAAAGUAAGUGAAGAAGAACUCAACGAGGCAUUAGAAGAAAAGGAUGUAUCUAUUACUGAAAAUAAAGAAGCUAAGAUUGAAACCCAACACUCAGUUGCAAGUAAUAAAUCAGAUAUAAGUAAAAAUACCAAGACUGACUCAAUGGGAUCUGAUGCUCAAGAUUUAAUAGCUCAAAAAAUAUCCCAAGAAUCGCCAAUAACUUCGGUUAUUGAUAAAGCCGACUCUUUGGCUGAUUUACAACAAAGUACCGAAAAGGACUUUAGUUUUGUAUCGCAAACUGAAUCUAAGGUAUACUCAAAAGAGUCUAAACAUAGAAGUGAUUCACUUGACGAAGCUUCACAGUUUUCUGAUUUGGAAGAUCAAAUCGGUUCAAGUCCAGCUCAUAGACCUACAUAUAUAGAUAAAGAAAUAAAAACUGUAACGACUACUGUAAUAGAUAAAUCAGAAACCGCCAAAGCGCAAACCUUAGAAUUCUUGAUGCAUGAAAGUGAAUAUAGUGCGCAAAUAGAUGAAACCAGCAUGAGCGCAACAGAAAUUGAAAAGAUAUCACCAAAAGAGUCAGUGAUAAGUGCAAAAGCACGGCAAUUCAUCGAAACAGUACCAGAAGAUGACUCUGUACAGGAAUGCUUCUUUUCUAAACGAAUUUAUUCCGACUCAUUAGAAGAUUCUGAACAUACCGACUCAAGGCGACAUUCUGAAGCAGAAUCCUUAAAGUCUGAUCAGUCUGAUGUAAAAGCUAAAUUAUCUUCAUCUGACUUUGAUGAAAGAGCCGAAUAUGAAGAAAUAAUAGAUUCAGGUAGUGGAUUUGGUGAUGAAAAAUUCGAAGAAAGCGUUGGAUUUACAGCCAUAAAAAUUGACCCGAAAGCAGUAGAAAAACAGGAUUCUGAGUCAGAUAAAGAGCCAGAAUCCAUUUUCAAAAAGAUGGGACCUAAACGACAUUCAAGAACCGAGUCUGUGAGUAUCACCAAAUUAAGUGAUUUACAAACAGACACAGAAUUACCCAAAAAACAAGAAUUCCAAAUGAUUGUAACAGAAGCAGAGGAAGUUGAUAAAUCACUGGAUGAACCAUCCGACAAAAUUUCUUCUGAAAGUAGUAGGGAAAUAGAAAUAUCUGACCGAAAGUCAUCUGAAGGGAUUUCAGAUAAAAUAAGUUCAGAAGAUGCUGUUACUGAUAAGAAGACGUCAUCGGAAGAAGAAAUUGCAAGAGAUCAUGUGCCUGUUAUUAGUGAAAAAACUAAAGUUGUGUCUAUUGUAAAUGAAACAGUCAAAGAUAUAGAAAAAACUGACAUUAGAACACAAAUUGUCAAAGAAGAUAUAAUUGAGAAAGGCGAUAUAGUGAAGCGACAAUCAGUCACAUCUGCGGGUUCUGGUUCAGUAAGCGAAUUACGUUUAGAAGAAAAACGCCUGUCUGAUGCCUACAGUCUAACUGAAUCCAAAGAUUACACCUUUGAAGAGUCAGAAGACGACAUCGGAACACAAGGAACACACACGCAUGUUGACGUAUCCAAAGAAAAAAUCGAAUCAAAGGAUAUUGAUUUAAAAACAAAAGUGUCUAUAGGUAAAUCCGCUGAGCAAGCGGCAAAACUUGCAAGAUUUACACACGGUGAUUCAUUAGAUGAUGUAGAAGGUUUUCCUGAAGACCACGUUACAGACUACAUUCACAAAUUACCACAUAUCGCUGAAGUUGGAUCCGUGUCUGAUAAGGAUUUAAUGAACGAAUUUUUGAGUAAAGAAAGAGAAGAACAAAUUAAACGUGAAACAGUGCACAUUGCUUCUACUACGAUUAGUGAUUUCUCCCAACCUGCUCCAGUUGUUACAUCAUAUACAAGUUCAAUAGUUGCCACAGAGACUACGGUAUCAAGUACCAUAAAAGAGUACAAAAAGGGGGACAAAUUUGACGUCAGCAAAAUUCGCACUGAUACUUUAGGUAAAUUUGACUUAGGAAAUAAUGAUGAGGAGUCAAUUGAAACAAAAAAAAAUAUUCCUAAAGAUUUAGAUUUAAAAGAAAUACCGGAAAUAACAAAAGAGCAAGUAAAACCAGUCAUUGAUGAUAUUUUACAAAAAGGAACUAUUGCUGCUGCAGCCAGGAGUCCUAUUUUAGACAAAGAUAUUAAAAUUGUCACUAAAGAUAUUGUUGAAUCCGAGAAGCGAUCUUACGAUGCUAAAGCGCCACAUAAAGAAGAACGUAGACAUUCUUGCAUUAGUCCUGCUAUAUCUUUAGAGAGGAUUGCAGAAUCUGACGUAGAAACAGAAGAAGAAACACCAAAAGUAAUAAGCAAACCUGUUGUGAAUACGCAAAUAACUUCAAUCAAUACUGAUAUGAAAAAAUCUGAUUCUGCAAUGAAACAAAUGGCCGACAAUAUAGAAAUUAUUAUCAAACAAGCAUCUGAAGAUGUGGAUCUUUCUUCAGAAGAACCGGUAGUAGAAGAACCAACUCCAGUUCAACAAGACGAUAUUGCAGGACGAGUUUCAGUCGAUUCUAUUAUUGAAGAAGCCGUUACUACUGUAGAAGGGUAUUUGGAAUCUUCAAAAGAAGCCAAAGAGCGUGAUAUCGAAGCUAAAAAAGAAAUAGUAUUUGAAGAAACGAAAAAAUUUGUUAAAGAACGACCUGGUUUAAUUAAAUCCUUGUCAAGAGAUAGCGGUGAAAUAGUAAUAAUGCCAAAGAAAAAACACCCUCGAACGUUUUCUGUUCAAAGUUCACCAGAGGAAGUUGAAGAACAGAUUUAUACUGACUCAGAAUCUGACAUGGACAAAGCAAAAGUUCUCGAAAUUAUCGAACCUAGUUCAGAUUUGGAAUGUAAAGCAGCAGAAACUAGUUUUGAUACCAGGAAAAUCAGAACAGAUUCAUUAGACGAUGCCGAUGAUUUCCCCGAAAAAGAGGCUGAAUUUUUUGGAGAUGACGAAAAGUUCCAUGAUGAAACGACAUUUGAAACUGAAAAAAUUGACUCUAAACGUCAAACAUCGGAUAUUACUGGACCUAGUACUAGUGGCCCACAACCUGACAUUGAUGAUGAUAAAUCUUCAGAUAAACUAAUCAAAAAGACACAGUUAGUGGAUAGGAUUUUGCAUUCUGAUUUAAUUUCCAAGUCAACCACAGAAUCUUCGGUUACAACGGUUGUAUCUACUUUAACUAAAUCUUCUGAUGAAGAUCAGAAGUCAGUAGUUGAAGAUGCUACUUCAGCAGAUUUUUCAAAAAUUAGUGGUGCAGACCUUGUUAAAGAUCCAUCAAAAACGUCAUUCGAUGCAAAAGAGGAUUCAAAUAUUGAAGAGCAAAUUGAAUACCGUGGCACUCCAGAUUUAUCAAAGAAAUCUAUAAGCUUAACAAAGGACUAUUCUAAAUCAUCUAUUGAUAGUAAAGAUACUUCUAGAGAUUUUGCUACAAACGAACUCUCGAAAGAUUCUACAGUUGAUCUGACAAAAGAUUUUUCGAAGGCUUCAGUAGAGAGUGUUAAAGAAACGUCGAAAUCGAUAGACGAAAAAACAUUCUCUGAAGAUCAUUCUUCUCUUGAUGUCUCUAAAACAUUAGCAUCUGAUGCUUCAGAAGCUAUAACAAUGAGCAAAGAAUUUAUUGAUGAAGAGAAGUCAUUGUCAAAAAUCGUAAAAGUAUCGACCAGUUCCUCACAAGAAACAUCAAUUAUGACUGAAAGCAAACUAUUAAGUGAACAUGAUGACAGAUCUUUAGAUAGGCAAAAAGUUUCUGACGCUGAACCUGAAAGAGAUUUUAUUGGAGAAAUGGAAGAGAAAAUAGCCGAGCUCAAAACUGAAUUCAAAAAAGAAGAAGAUAGCAUAAAAGAUUCUGGCGCAACGUUCGUUAAUGGGAUAGGUGCAAAGAAAAAAGAAAAUAUUCCAAAGGAACAGGUUGAAAAAGAUUUUGAUGAAGGCCCAAACAGCAGAGAAUUACAUAGACGAUGCUCAAAUUUAUUGGAAGACAUAUCACAGGGUGCUCUUAUUAGAAUUGAUUCCAGCCACGUAACACAUGAUUUAGCGUCAAAGUUCUCUAAAACACCGCCUCCGUCCCCAGUAGAUUUGAUAGUGAAAGAUAAAGCAAAACUGGAGGAAAGUUUUGGCGACAAACAAACCGGGCUACAACUACGAGGCUCCGAAUCUUCGUUCCUGGAUGCCAGCCGUCAAUCACCGAGAGCAUCAUCAGCAGGAGACAGUCUCUACAGUGAAACAGAGGCUCACCAAAGUGAUGUAUUGACGGAGGCAUCCAAGGCACUUAGUGCAGCCGCCAGACCAAAAUCUCCGACGAAACAUUUAGCGGAUAACUUAUCAUUUAUAAAUGUUGACCAACCAACUUUGACGAGUGGGGCUAUAGAACUUGUUGACCGAACUAUCGAAAAGAGCAUUGAUGUAAUUGAUCAAAUCAAGAAAGAACAGUUAGCAGUUAAAAUGGAAGAAAUGCAAAAAUCUUCCUCAUCUGAUACCUUCUUCAGUGAAUCUAGAAUAGAAACCUCAACUUCAUCUUCAUCUGUUCACAAAACAUUUGAAGGAUCAGAACUAAAAUUCAAAUCUAUUGAUCCUGAAGCCGUCAUGUCUAAUAUGGUGGCAAAAUUUGGCACCACCGAUGAAUAUAGUACUAUAUUAUCGCAAAAGGAAACUGAAACUAGAAAAAUCACAGGUCAGGAAUUCUUUUCCGAAACAAAGCAAGUAUCAUCUUCGGAUGACGAUUCUCUUGUUAUAAAAACUGAAACAAAACAUGAACUGAGAGGACAAGAACACGAAGUAAAAGAAAAAACAAUAGUACGCAAGGAAGGAGAUCAUACAGAAACAUCUCAAAAGAAAAUAGAAAGAGCUCAUGAAGCAACAGCGAAACGAUCUGAUGUUGAAACAAAAACUGUUUUCAAAAGUACUGAUGACACAGACAUUAUUAAGGUAGAGAGAGAAUUUUUGGAACAAGGUCUGUAUACAGGUCGUCAAUCUAAAUCCGAAGAAAAGAUGACAGCUCUUAAGGACGAAACCAUCAAGAAAAAACACGAAGUAAAGAUUUCCGAAAGAGAUCUAUCACAUGAACAAUGGGGAAAGGAAUAUUUUACUGAACCAGGUGAAUUACAAGAUAUUCAAGAGAAUGAUGAUUUGAAGUCAAGAAUAGCUUUCGUUGAUUCAGCACUUAAAAUAGUAGAAAAGGAUGAAGUGGUAUCGAGUGUUGAAGUUUCAGAAAAAGGUAAAAUAAUAAGCUCCAAAGUAGAACAUCAUAAAGAAGAAUCCGUUAUUGAAAGUAAGGAACACGAUGAUCUAAGUUCAGAUGCGUCACAUGCGCCAAGUUUCAAAAGCGAAGAAAGGCGUGGGUCUUCUGAAACAAGUCCUAAAAGCAAGUCCAAGUCCUUCAAGAAGGAUAACGAAGUAUAUGAAGUCGAUUUUAUCAAGGAAAUAAAAGUAUCAACAUCUCCAGUUAAAAGUACAUUCAGUCGAACUGGAAGUCAAGAUACACAUUCAGAAUCAGAGGCGGCUCCAGAUUUACCUCAUGAUGGGGAUACUCCAAAGAAAGAAAAACAAACACGUUCUCCUGUUAAACUUCCACAGCAGAAAUUAGAAGACCAAGUUUGGGAAGUAUCGGUACAAAAAGCUGAUUCUUUUGAAAUAGCCGAUGACAUUCCUAAACCAUUACAUUCUUCAACAACAACCAUUGAGUCCAGUACUACGAAAAGUUCCGAUAGCGACACGAUUUUAGAAAUGAAACAUAUAGUCGAAACUAGAACAGAAGUAUCUACAAAAACCCCAAAAACCGACAUGUCACCGAGUACGCUAGAAAUAACUGAUGAUAUUAGUACGACAUCUAAAGAUAUAAUGAUCAAGUCUGGCGAAAGUAUUGAUACUGAAUAUAUGGUCAAAUCGUUAGAAUCCCAUGAAGGAGAAAUUUUACAAAAAUCUAUUGACUCUACUGUCAGUGCAGAAACAUUGCAUGCAUCUGAAUUUUCCACCGAAGCAGAUUCUGCGUUUUUGACGGGAACUGACCAUAGACGUACAGAAGAGAUAAAAUUAGUAAAAGAAAAAAGUCUUGAAGAUAUUUGUAGUAGUGGUUAUGACACCGAUCUUUCCUCUGCUGAGUUUCAUGCUACGAAACUUGAGUCUGAACGGGUCGAUUUUGAUUCAUUUAUGUCUGCUCAGCCACUCGCUGACUUGUCGGUUUUGGAAAAAACUAUUGAUGAAGUCAAGCAGUCUCUUGAAGCGGCACAAGUUGAAAUUAUUAGCGAAAAAAAUGAUGGAAGUAGUAAAUAUAAACAAUCUCCAUCUGAAUUCCAGUUUAAACUUUUGAUUAGUCCAGACAGGCCUGAAGUAAUCACGGAAGAGACACAUGCGGCUGAUGAUCACACGGAUAGAACUGUGGUUCGUCUACCAAAAGAUGAUAUAAUUGUAGAUAGUCAAAAGUCUGAUAGCAUUUCACAAAAAGUUAGUUCCCAAGAUGAAACGACUACAUCAGACGAAGAUAAGGAAACGGUUCAUAUAAAAGAGUCAAGUCCACCAUUGGAUGGUGCAGACUUUUCAAUCAGAUCUGAUAGUGGUCCUCAUUCUAUUAUAGAAACAGAAAGUGAAUUGGUAUUAUCUGACCGAGAUGGUUCCUCGAAAGGAAGUCCAGAAGUCAAAUUAAGAGUACAGAAACAUAUUAAAUCAAAAUUAGGAAUUGUUGAAAGACGAUCGGCUUCUGAGAUAGAAGGAUGGUCAAGUUCCGGUGAAAGUCACUAUCAGAGUUUUGAACACUCAGAUGUAAGUAGGCCUUUAUCAUCCGAUGUAGACGUGAUGAUGACGGCGCAAAGUGGAACUGAUUUUGAUACAGCUUUAACCAGCCACGAUGUAUCAUCUCAUUCAUUGAGGACAUCUAAAGAUUAUUACACAGCCGCUAGUUCACUUGCUUCUAGGGACAGCAUGAAGAGCCUUGAUUCCGAUGGUUCUAGCCAUGUAGCUAGUAUUGAUAUAUCAGACGCAUCUGAAACACUUGUGCCUUCAGCGAAUGAGUUGAAAGAAGAGUUGUUAGAAAGUAGCACAUAUGUUGAACAAUUUCUACAUGAAGCUGAAAAAGAUCAGUCGCCUAAAGUGAAAGAUGUGAGUGAAGAUGAAGAAUCUGGUGAUGACGACGAAGGCAAAACAGAUGCAAUUGAGCAUGUCGGUAAAAUGAAGAGAUCACAUGAAAUGCGCUUUCAGCCAAAAGAAAUGGUUCCCGAACAUUUUCCAGCAGAAAGUGUAUCUGAAAGCACAGAGGUAGAUGAUGAUUCUUCAAAAGAGAAAGAAGGAUCAGAUACGACUAUUUCUAGUCAAUUUAAAACCGAUGAAAUUCUCUCAUCAUCGAUUUCAAAACUGGAUAUGCCAUCAUCAGCUUCUCAUUCAGAAAUAGAAGAAGUAAAAGAUGAAUUUACAAAAGUUAAAACACAUGAAGAACAAGCCAUACCUUUUGCAAUUACAAAAGUUGAAACGCAACAACGGGAAUUUGUUGAUAUAGAGAGUGAAAUUAUACCUGUGGGUUCAUCAGAAUAUGAAGACAUAGUUAAAAGUAUACCUUUGACAUCUAAAAAAACUGUUGAUCAAGACUCCACAAAGAUUAUCAAAACAACAAUACAAACUGAUGAGCAGACUCCUGGGCAAAAGAAGGUAGAAAUAAAUGAAGAAUGUGUAAAAAAAGUUGUAAAAGAUGUGAGUGUUGUGCCUUUCCCAGUUACUGAGAAACCUGUUUCUCAAAGAGAGUUUAUUGAUGUCGAAGAUCAAAUUAUACCUAUUGAAUCGAAACAAUAUGAAGAAAUUCUCAAAUCUAAGAGUGACUCUUCAGUGCCUAAAACUAAGGUAGAAAAAUCAAGUGUAAAAACUCCCGACUCACAGUUAGAGGAUAAACAAAGUUCGACGUCUAGUUUAAAAACUCAAGAUCAUUUAUCAACGCCUCAAACGCCAUUGUCGGCUCCAAGUCAAAGUUCAAUUUCAACGGAUAAUGGUAGAGAGUAUGUUUUAGAUGAUAUGUAUGAUAUAUCAGAGACCCCAGAAUUAAGGUCAGAUCUUAUAACAGAAAGUAGCAGAUCAGAACUUGUCGUAACGACAGAAGAAAGGAUCAUUCAUACUUAUGAUAAGGAACAAGACUCUCCUACCAGUGAUGAGUUUGAAAUUGUUGAUAAGCCAAAUGAAAUGGAUGAUUUUGUUGUUAUUGAAGAGGUUGCCAAAGAAGCGCAAGAAACAGAUACAGAAGGUAAAAGUGUCCAAAUCAAAACUCAAAAGUAUAUUAAGAAACAUGAUACAGAAGUUGAAGAAUAUUUGUCAAAAGCAUCGAAGAAGCAGGAAAGUACAAGUAGUACCUCUGGAUCACUAUCCGAUGAAGAAUUACUCCAAUAUGAGUUAGAGCAAAAGAGAUUACAGGCACAAGAAUUAGCGGAAAUAGAAGCUGGUAAACGGUGGAUUCAAAUGCAAUUUGAGGGGGAUCCAAGAUAUGAAUACGAAAGAGUUCCUUUAGAAGAUAUUAAAGAAGAAGAAAUGACGGACUUUGAUGCUAGUAGAAUAGGAAGUUUAAGCUCGCAAAAAGAAUCGAUAGGAAGUUACGGUAGUUUUAGAAAUUCAUAUGGAAGCCUUUCUGAAUCUGAAAUGGCAUCUCGUAUAAGAUUCAGAGUUAGGGGUGAAAAUGAUGAUAUCUCUAUUAGCUCUUUACAAGAGUUUGAAAACUUAGAGAAAGCAUUAAUGGAACAAUAUCAACAACAUUCUUCAUCAUCACAAGACUCAUUAAACGGUUCGUUACCAAGACGUUAUAUAUUGAGUAAGAGCCAAGGUGAUGAUAUUUCUAUAUCGAGUCUAAAGGAAUUUGAAGGACUUGAAUCAGCAUGUCUUGAAGCCUUAAAAGCAGAAAUUCUUGCUAAGCAAAAAGAAGCUUUACUUCUAGCUGACCCGAAGGAAGUGAGUAGUAGUUUCUUGGAAAGAGAAAAACGUUCUUACAGCGGUAGUUCAGAGAGCAGUCCUCCACAAAAGGGCGGUAGUCCUAGUCAAAAAAGUGGAAGUCCAUCUCAAAAAGGUGGUAGUCCCUCUCAAAAAGUAGGUAGUUACGGCAGUCCCUCACAAAAACUUUUGACUGAUUCAGCUGUAAUUAGAAAAUUAAUUGAUCAACAAAUGGCUUUAGAACAGAAAUUACAAGAACAAGUGACACCUAAAGUAGUUACAGUAAAAAAAUACGAUGAAAGAGGUGCGUUCUUUGUACCUGAGCCUGAACCAGUUCCUACUCCAGAAGUUACUGAAGAAUGCAGAAAAACUUCCAGUUUUGUUUGUGCGGCAGCUCCUAGCGAUGGAUCAGCCGAAUCUAUACCCGGUGAUUGCGAGGAAAUGAUGAAAUUAUUGGAUCAAGAAGAGAGCUCUAAGAAAUCUCAAACUGUGACUAAAACAUUUACAGAUGAAGGAGUUAUAGAAGUUGUUAGAACUACAACUGUAAUACAACAAAGGUUUGUCGAUGGAAAGAAAGUUUCGGAGACAGUAACUAGUACGGAUGGAGAAGGAGCUGUAGAUAUUCCAGCAAGACCUAAACCACUCGAUGAAAGUUCUAUGUCUUAUGGAUCUGAAAUGUCUUCUUCUAUGGUAUCUCAAUCGUCAGAAAUGGAUAGUUUGAUGACUGUUGUUGAAAAACAUUCGACAGAUGGGGAAGUUGUGACUGUUACUAAACAGACAAUAAUAAUGUCCUCAGAUAAACCCGAGGACUUAGAUUUUUCUAGGGAGGGAAGUGUUGUUCGUGAACUGUCGCCCUCUUCAGGGAGGUCGAUUGCACAUAGCGUCAUUUCCCUCUCUGGUAAACCAUUCAUAGAUCCAGCGAGUGGCUCGUGGAGUGGCCAAGAUGAAGAAUUGAGCUCUUCAGGAAGUUUUAGCAGGGGAGCUCGGGCCGACCUCAUGCUAGGGAGCACUGACAGCUUAGAAGCGACCAGUUCCAACGCAACCAGAGCCACCUACAACUACGAGGUUGACACGCCAAUGACCGGAAGUUUGACUUCUGGAGCGGCUCGCCCCCCAGGGUCGAAUACCAUGGUCUCGUCCCUGGAUACCCUGGAGCCGCUGACAGCAGUCCAGAUGGAAAGUCUGGAACACCAGUCCACCAGUGAGCACUACUCGUAUGAAGUACAAGAGCCAGAUUCUGAUACUGAAAGAUUGGAGCUGGACGGAAGGCAACCUCGUGCAAAAGAAAGGACCAUCAUGUUUGACAGCACAGAUACACUAAGCGCUGUCAGUGGAGACAAUUCUGUCAAAGAAGCUACAAUCGAAACUGCAGCUCCUACGUUCUAUAUCGGCGAUACACCUAUUUUGCGAGGAGAACGAAGAGACGAAGAAGAAGAUCAACCAGUUCUCUCUGGUAGUUGCCCAGCAUCGUUACCACCAGCGACUCAACCGUCGCCGCCAAUUCCAGCUCAAAGAAGCUGCUAUUGUAUAAGUCACUCCCAAGAAACGAUCAACAAAUAGGUCUCUCACAAUGUUAGCGAAAUCUCCACCAUCGAGUCUAGAAGAAACUGCAAAGAAGUAAUUCAAACGAUUUCCAUUACCUUUUAUUUAUUUAUUUAUAUCUGUCCUUUUUCUAGUAAGAUCUUUAUAAUUUCUUAUUAGAUUAGUUCCUCUUGCAGCUGGUAAAGCUUUAGCAGAUGCACUAUUUGCUAUUGAUACUGAAUAUUAUAUAAAACAACAUAAUACAGUGAUAGUGUCAUAGCGAAACAAACUAAACAAUGUAGGCAAAUAUCAAUGUGUAUUAUUAAGAUAUCUAUUGUGAUAGUAUCAAGUACUUAUUGUACUCACAUGUCCUUACAUUGUAGUGUGAACUCGCAUUUUUGAUCGAAUUGUUCAAGAGUUUCAACUUGACUUAUAGGAUUCACUCCUGAUAUAAAAUCAUCAUUUUUUGCUAGGUGUGUGUCUUAUACAUCAAGUUUUGGAUAAUAUUUUGGUACUCACUUUUGUACUGAAGUCGGUUUUUGUACGAUGAUGGUCCAUGUAACUUCGACCUAUCCUUUUAGAUAGUGCUUAGCUUUUAGUCUUGGAGUAAAAUGCUUAUUCAAUAUGAAGUAACACUGUAGAACCUUUGGGUAUUUUAUAAGAAUACAAAUAAGUAGAUACGUUUCUGAUCGAUUUUGAUAAUCUCUGAGAUGAUGUUGAAGUUGUCUUGCUCAUUCAUAGAGCAUUUCGAAAAGGACAGAAAGAGAUUGGAUGAAUUCCAAUCGGUCCGGUUUUGAUUCUUGCACAAUUUCUAACGUAAGUAGAUAGGUAGAUACUAAAUGUAGGGUAAGCUACCUGCGGUCAGCUCCAGUGAUAAUGUUGAUCUCGUUUCGUUUAAGUUGUAAUUAUUUAUUUAUCUAAUUUUAGAUUUAGUUUAUAUUUAAUUUGUAUUAAAUAAUCUGAUCUUUCGGUUAGCUCCUUAGUUUUAGCACUGUAUUCGUUUCCCUAAUUCGUUUAUUAAACAUCAUUUGACUAAAUUUAUUUCCUUGGUUCGGUAGGUUGGCCGUAGCUACUAUAACCAAAUCAUAAGGUUCAGCUUGCUCACUUCCAGAUGUUUGUACGUUCCCAUAAAUUAAGGGUUAAAAUUUACAAUGUUUAGAAACUCGGUUUAAGACGUGCUGGGUUUGUUACCCAAAUCUAAUUAGGGUAUGAGAUCUUGUCAACUCUGUUAAUCACUCUAUUGAAAACGUUAUAUUCCUUUUUUAAUACAAUGGCUUCAUAAUUGUACAAGAAAGCUUUUGAUAUUCCACUUAUGGUAUAUCCACAUCACUUUAAUAUUUUUUUAAUAGUUAAUAAAGUUAUAUGUAACUACAUAAAUAUUCACGGGACUUAGCACGAACUUUUUUUAUUUAAUGUUGCUGACGUUUCAACGACCUUGCAAUCGCCGGCCAGGAGGAGUAUUUGGGCUGUGAAGUUGUGGAUGUUAGCUAAGUCCCGUCAAUAUAAACUACAUAUAGUUAUGUGCUCAACGCGAACAUUUAAAGAACACUAACGUUACGUGUCAACAAGAGUAAGAUACUUCUAAGUAUGUCGCCAAUAUGAUAAAUCAAAGUUUGAAUAUGUUAAAACCUUUGUUUGUUAAAACUUACUAACUUUUGAAAUUUUUAUCAGUUUUGACAAGUUCUCAGUUAAAGGAAUGAGACUGAUGGCGGAUGUAUCGAGACGUGUAUGUAUAAUGGAGGGCUUGGCUAAUUCACGUGCAACGCUGAUUUGGAUCCGUUUUUUUCAUAUCAGCUGAUCCCUUACAAAUAUCGCUUCUGAAAUACAAUUUAUAUCACAAAAUUACAAUGGACUUUACACAUUCCAAAUAACGUUUAGUCCACAACGUAUAGCAAUAUGUAUAUCCAAUCCAAUAUGUAUGUUCAAUUGUUACAUAUUGCUUGAAUUUGAUACAUAUUACAUAUUGCAUGCUACUGGAAUGCCGCGUGGUAUUUACGCGUACUAAAAGUUUUUUAUAAUGUUAUAAUAUUGGCGACGUCAUUUUAAAGCCAACAAGAUAUUUCUCUAAUUCAGGAAAAUAUAAGAUAAUUGGUUUGUAUUUAGAGGUUAUGUUGUUCAUUGAAAGAGUCGAUAUUUAAAGAAUUGAUCAAUUAUAUGAAAUACUAUGUAGGUACAGUAAAGCCGCAUACUUCGUAUUUUUUUUUCGUAGACCUAAUUUUUGUCGCCUAAUUCAUAUAAAGUUUGCAUGGACCUCUAUUACUUGGUAAUAGUGGAGAAAUCGUAAUGAUUUUGCGUAGGCUGAUAUAUGAUGCUGGCUGUUAUAAACGAACGCCUUACAAUUUGAAAAACGAACGCAAUUCCAAAAGAGAAAAGGAAAAACAGUUGAAUCUCAGAAUCGAUUUUGUAAUGUAGGGUCGACGCUUACGUAUUGUAGCUAUAAAUAUAUAAAUAUAGUUAAUUUGUUUUAAAAUUGGUGUGCUUAAGGAAAUUCGUGUUAAUAUAAAAGCUAGAUCGUCGUUGCUCGCUAAUUAAGUUUCUAAUUAAUUUAGUUGCCGUUCAUUUAAAGUUGUAUUUGUAAUAUUGCUGGAUAUUCUAUCGAUUAACUAAAUUAUUGAAUAUUAAUAAAAACGCUAUGUCUCAUAUUUAAAUAUUUGGUUUUAUUUGCCA
Plodia interpunctella (Indianmeal moth) is the source of this 19571-nucleotide messenger RNA. RefSeq names its product ankyrin-2-like. Gene Ontology annotation, molecular function: protein binding. NCBI's taxonomy places the organism in Eukaryota, Metazoa, Arthropoda, Insecta, Lepidoptera, Pyralidae. The transcript has 55 exons. The coding region runs from base 525 to 16943 and encodes 5472 amino acids. Gene Ontology annotation, biological process: signal transduction. The record is from RefSeq and is a predicted model, not a curated record.